Molecule: messenger RNA, 3081 nt
Organism: Monopterus albus (swamp eel)
Lineage: Eukaryota; Metazoa; Chordata; Actinopteri; Synbranchiformes; Synbranchidae
Gene: gata4
Product: GATA binding protein 4
Exons: 6
Coding region: 240-1400 (386 amino acids)
Biological process (GO): negative regulation of transcription by RNA polymerase II; cell fate commitment; positive regulation of transcription by RNA polymerase II
Cellular component (GO): nucleus
Molecular function (GO): zinc ion binding; DNA-binding transcription factor activity, RNA polymerase II-specific; RNA polymerase II cis-regulatory region sequence-specific DNA binding
Source: RefSeq, a predicted model, not a curated record
CCUCCUCUCUCAUGUCUCCUCUCUCAGUUUAUUCUUCAUUUUCCUCAUGUUGCGGAGUGCUUUGCUUUGCUUUGCUUUGCUUUGCUUUGCUUGACUUAAUAGCAGAUCUGUUUUAAUACGGACAAGAGGGCAUUAGGGAUUGUUUUAAACCACAUAUUUUCUGCAGUAAAAACUGUAAUCUCGUGCGUAACUGCAUCCACAUUAUCAUUAUCACCGAUGUCCAACUUCAAGGAGAGGAUAUGUACCAAGGCAUAAUGACAACUAACCACGGACCCCCUUCCUAUGAGGCCGGAUUUCUCCACAACGCCUCGGCGGCCACCUCGCCGGUUUACGUGCCCACCACCCGGGUCGUCACCCCCAUGAUCCCGGCGCUGCCCUACCUCCAGACGCCCGGUGCGUCUCAGCAGAGCAGCCCAGUAUCGAACCACUCUGCCUGGGCUCAGCCGGGCGCAGACUCGGUGCCCUCAUACAACCACUCCCCGGUGUCACCGCGUUUCACCUUCUCCACCAGCCCGCCUCUGUCCUCCGGGGUGGCCACGGUCAGGGAGACCGCAGCGUCUUACACCAGCCCGCUCAACAUCUCUGCCAACGGGAGGGAACACUACGGCGCCAGGAGCCUCAGCGCGUCGUACCACAGCCCCUAUACGGCCUACGUGAGCCCGAACGUGAGCGGAACCUGGCCGCCGUCUCCCUUUGACAGCCCGGUCCUCCAUGGUCUCCAAACCGGCGCUCCUCCUGGCACAACACGGCACCCAAACAUAGAUCUGUUUGAUGACUUUGCCGAAGGGCGAGAGUGUGUUAACUGUGGGGCUAUGUCAACCCCUCUCUGGAGGCGUGAUGGCACGGGCCACUACCUGUGUAACGCCUGCGGACUGUACCACAAGAUGAAUGGCAUCAAUAGACCUCUUAUCAAACCCCAAAGACGACUGUCUGCAUCGAGGAGGGUGGGUCUGUCUUGCACCAACUGUCACACUACCACCACCACCCUAUGGCGACGAAAUGCAGAGGGAGAACCAGUCUGCAAUGCCUGUGGCCUCUACAUGAAACUACAUGGGGUACCUCGACCCCUGGCUAUGAAAAAAGAGGGGAUCCAGACUCGCAAACGCAAACCCAAAAAUCUCAACAAGUCCCAAACUGGGACUCCAGGCAGUGAGGGCACUCCAGUCACACCCAGCAGCACUCCCCGUGCCUCCACCGCCACAGAGGAGCCUCGUCAGAUAAAGACAGAGCCGGAGACUCAUAGCUUGUACCCACACCACAGCACACACACACAGAUUUCAGCCCUGCCAGCCUACAUGGCAGCUCAAGGUGGGGCCAUUCCUCUGAAGAUGUCCCCUGGGGGCCACAACGGGUCUUCUGGCUCCAAAGCCGAACCUUGGAACAACCUAAUACUGGCUUAGAAGAUCCAUAACUCAGCAUCUCAAAACCAACCCAUCUACAUUAAACUUUCCUGAGAGACAAUGGUAUCCAGAAAGCACACUGCUGCUCUGGGUGCACAUGAUUCCAUACCGCACGGUGCCUUUGGUGCAAAGAUGUGGGAGGCCCUGCAGAAGUGGAGACCUUUAACAGUACUAUGCAGAUACUAUGCAUAGUGACGGUGUUCAAGGACUGAAUGGAGUUUGUAUUAGAGCAGGACCGUGAUUACAACCUCACAACACCUCUUAAUUGGAAAAACUGCAACAAGGGAAAUAAGUUUUUUUUGCUCUCACUUGCUGUACCACGCCAGUGCUUGACUAAAACUGUAACAUAAGCCAGUGACAAAUAAUAAUAAUGGUCAGACUUUAUCUCCCUGAGUUAUGUUUAUUUCAAUAUAUUUGUCUGUUCUUCAUUGUAACGAUUUGCAUAUUAUUGUAGCCAACUUGCCAAAGAAAUUAUGGCGAUACAAAACUUGUAAAGAAUCACAGCAGGACAGUUUUUAUGUCAAAGGUGUCACCAUGGAGGUGUUGUAGCAAGUGUACUUACUUAGAUAAAUAAGAAAAGUAACAACAACUAUAUACAGUAUGGUCAGAUUUACCCCAGUGGUGUCUGCAGAGCAAUACAAAGAAUACAAUGAAGAUAAAUUUAAAAAAACAACAACAACUCAAUACCAGUGUCUCAGGAUAGGAUCAAAGAUGUGCUGGUCACUUAAUAAUACAUAAACCUGACAUGGUCUGUUUUUAGUAUUAUGAAUAUGAAUUUCUGUGGUUUAUCCAGAAAAGACAUGUUGUUAUUUAUGUAGUAUUUGAGUGACAGCAGAAGUGUAAUCAUCUUAUAUCUCCACACCAAGAAGAAAACAGGUAUCUGCAUUGUUAGGUAUCAAUGGAGGUGAUAUCUUCCACCUAAUUCUUUAUUUACAGUCCAAGUCAGGCAUGAUCACCUAUUCAUAAUGCCCAUGAUGAUAAAAUAAAUUAAACUAAUACAGAUUAUUUUUUUAAAUUUACUCUAACUAAGAAAGAACUGCUCUGGUCAUCAGUCACUCCUCAGCACCAGUGAUAUUAUGACCUUUUUGUCACUGUGUGCCUUUGUCGUAAAAAAACACAUCAGUAUUAGUGACUACCUUUUAAAAAAAUCGCAAUAAACUGCCUAGUAUGUAGCACAAGGAAUGUGAUGUGGAAGGAACUACUGGCACAUAGCUCCCUCUGUUGACAUAAGCACAGAUGUGUAUCUACAAGAAAAGAUCUUUUUAACACUUUCAAAACCAAACAAAAAAAUAUAUCUUGCUAGUAUUUAUUAUUAAGCACAGCCCCCAAAAUCAUUAUCAUCUAAUUACCAUCUAAUUUAUGAAGGCUGUUUGAUGGAGUACUGUAUCAAAACUGUAAAGUAUGUUAGUGAUAGUGCUUUCAGUUUCUUGUGACAGACACGAGAGCAUGUUUAAAUGUGGGACUAUUGCCACAUGUAAUUACAAAAAUAACAACUACAUAUAACAAAUAUGCAAAACUCCACUCCAGUGUAAUUGUAUAAUACACCAUUUGUGAUAUAUUGUAAGUAAAGGCAUAGUGAGAGAUGGACAUGUGUGUGCGGUCUUUCUCAGUGUGUACUUUCCUCUGUGUGCAACUGCGGCUCCAUUGAGGAAACUAAUAAAGAUAAAACAUUUUAUAUACA